Molecule: messenger RNA, 3286 nt
Organism: Malus domestica (apple)
Lineage: Eukaryota; Viridiplantae; Streptophyta; Magnoliopsida; Rosales; Rosaceae
Product: flowering time control protein FPA
Molecular function (GO): RNA binding
Source: RefSeq, a predicted model, not a curated record
AAAAAUAAAAAUAUAUCAUCAUCGCCCGCUUUACCGCGGCCCGGGGAAUUCUACCCUAUCAAAAAAUCCCAAUUCCAAAACCCUAAUUAUAAAACUGCAAACUUGGAGAGGCUGAGAAGAAGAAGAAGAAGAAGAAGAAGAAGAGAGUGGCAGAGUUGAUUUUCUACUAUCUUCUCCAAUCUUUCACUGCUCCAAGUAGAUUGAAGAAUUUCAGAAGGCAUUGGGCUUCGAUCGAUUCACACUCCAAAAAGCGUCGCCGGAAUCACUGUAAAGUUACUAUGGCGGGUCGAGGUGGAGGUAGGGACCGGUUUCCGGAGAGUCGCGGUGGGCACGGGCUGCGGCGGUUGGACUCCAAAGGUGGGAAAGCUCCGCCUUCCAGGAACCUAUGGGUUGGUAACCUUUCUCAUAGUACCGUGGAGGAAGAUCUCGUUAAUCCCUUUCUGCAGUUUGGAGAGCUAGAAAGCGUAGCCUUCCAUCCCGGCCGGAGUUAUGCCUUUCUUAAGUUCAAGAGGGAAGAUGAUGCAAUCGCUGCCAUGGAUUCCCUCCAGGAUCUUCCUGUUGCAGGCAACCCACUGAGGAUCGAGUUUACCAAGGCGGAUAAAUCAUCAGCACCAUCGCGUGAAGAAGAUUACUCCCAACGUCGAGAUGAACAACGUACAGCUCCAAGAGGAUCACCUUUUUAUCAAAUGGAGUUUAGAGCACGCCAGGAUAGUCCUGAGCAAUUUUAUCAGGAAAAAUCCAAUAUGAGUGAUAAGAAUGCAGAGCCUAGUGCUGUUUUAUGGAUAGGUUUUCCUGCUUUAUUGAAGGUGGAUGAAAUGAUAUUAAGGAAAGCUUUCUCACCGUUUGGUGAGAUUGAGAAGAUCACUGCAUUCCCCGGUCGUACUUAUGCUUUUGUUCGAUUUAGGAGUGAAGUGUCAGCGUGCAGAGCGAAAGAAGCUCUUCAGGGAAAAUUAUUUGGAAAUCCCCGGGUGCAUAUUUGCUUUGCAAAGAGUGAAACAGGCUCAGCUAAUAGUGGAAGGAAUUCAAUGAGUGUCCCUCCAUCCCCUCAUUUUCAGGUGAAUGGUCGCUCAGGAUCAUCUGAGAAUUUUCGAGAGGACACGAAAUUUGGGAGCUUCACAGGUAAUCCCAGCAUCAGAUCUCCUCAUUAUUUUCCAGAUUUUGAUGCUGUUGAUUCUGAUCCCUAUGGUUUUAAGCGGAAGGGGAAUUUAUGGAGAGGUGAAAACAAUAUGUUUGAACAGAGGAGAUACAAGGAAAUGAGGUCUGAACUAGGACUAUCAGAAGAUAUGUAUGAUCCUCGGGGUAGUCCUAAAAGAGAGAAAUAUUCUCAUUUGAAUGAUUAUUCACAGAGAUUUCCUCAGACAAGUCAACCUUAUGAAGAGCCAUGGGACUUGCCAGAAGAUAUUCAUUUAUUUCAUGGGGCCAAGAAAUUGAAGACAGAGUCUUUUCUUUCGAACAAAGAGUUUCCAGAGUAUCCCCAGUCUGACUACAACCCAGAAAGACAUGGCUUUUCUAGGUCAUACUCUGAUUUUCCCCAAGCUGACAGUUCCAAUAGAAACUUUGAGGGCGGGCCAUUUGGUUACAACCAGAUCCCUGAUCGACCAAUGAGUUUACCUCCAGCUCUAGAAGAAAGGGGUGACCGCUGGAAAGAAUCUUAUGAUGAUUUUCAGGUGAGCUCGGGUUCUCAGCUAGCAAAUCCUGUUGACAGGAGAAGGUUCACUCCUGAACGCGAUCGGCCUUCUUUCAAUGUGUGGAAAUGGGAAGGGACUAUAGCAAAGGGAGGAACUCCUGUCUGUAAUGCUCGUUGCUUUCCUGUGGGCAAACUCCUUGACUUCACAUUGCCUGAAUUUUUGGAUUGUACUGCAAGGACUGGUCUAGACAUGCUUUCAAAGCAUUACUAUCAAGCAGCAAGUGCUUGGGUUGUGUUCUUUGCCCCACAAAGUGAUGCUGAUAUUGGAUACUACAAUGAAUUUAUGCAUUAUCUUGGGGAGAAGCAGCGAGCAGCCGUUGCUAAGUUAGAUGACAAGAAUACCUUGUUUCUUGUGCCCCCGUCAGACUUCUCAGAGAAAGUGCUGAAGGUACCAGGGAAACUCAGCAUCUCCGGUGUUGUUUUGAGGUUAGAAAAUCCUAGUUCCAAUUUUGGAUCGGUACACCAACAACCCGAAAGAAAAGACACGAGAUUAUUGUCAUUGCCUGGGGAUACAUCAUAUACAAAGCCAUCAACAGCUUCAGAAUCUAUUCAUUCAUUUACAUCAGCUCCACCGGUGUCAUUUUCAGGUUCAGCUUAUGGUGUUGGAAAUGGAUCUGAUUCUUACAACGAGAGCAGGCACGAGUAUCCACAUCAUAUGGAAAGCCCUGCAUUGGGGCGAAACUGGUCUUCACACAAGCCGCAAAACUCAAUUAUGGAUACUAGAAAUAAAUCAACCCAAAUGCCCAAUAGUUCCAUUGAUUCUAUUUUUCAGGAGCAUAGGAUCAUGCAAAGGGAAGCACAACAGUCGAGCAUUCCAGGUGGAAUUUCUCGUAUUCGAAACAGCCAUUCGUCACAGCAGGAAAUCCAAUCUCCUGGCUUUUUAUCUGUGCCGUCUGAAUCCCUGCAACCUGAGCAACUUGCACAAUUGGCAUCAUCUCUUGGGCAGCAGCAGAGGCAGUCUGCGAGAACUCCAAAUCCAGCUACCGGAGAAGAUUUUAGACAAAGAAACACAAUGAAUGAGUCUGAUAACAUUCCAAGGACAUCCCAGACAUUUGGUAUGCAGAAUAAUGAGGUGAAUUCACAGCCAUCAACAUCUCAGUUUGGUCAAGUCCAACAGUUGCAGCAGCGGCAACAGCAGGUAUCAACUGUGUCUGCAGCGCCUCACACUGUCCAAACAGCGGUUCAGGGAAACCAACAACUGCAAAGCACGAGUACAAAUGAAGCAGUAGAAACAGAUCCACAGAAACGUCUGCAAGCGACAUUACAGUUGGCAGCAGCUCUUCUUCAGCAAAUCCAAGGGAAAGGAAGUUGACCAGUACUGGAAUAUGAUCGUGCUGGUCUCAUCUAUUUUUUGAGAGUGAGUGACGGAUAAAAUUCGAAAUUCAACACCCGUAACGCAGUGCAGUUGCACAUGAAUUUUGAUUUUCCUAUAGUUUGAUGUAAAUCCUCUUCUUUCUUAUUUUUACUGUUGGGUUCAUGCAGUUUGAUGCUUAUUGGUUUGUUUUGUCCAAUGACUCGAAUGGGGUCGUGCUACUCAUCUACAUUCUAUAUUGACAGAAUUGAAGAAAGUUACCGGCUACAUUUGAUAGCUACUUUAUG